Molecule: messenger RNA, 2106 nt
Organism: Exophiala spinifera
Lineage: Eukaryota; Fungi; Ascomycota; Eurotiomycetes; Chaetothyriales; Herpotrichiellaceae
Product: glutamine-fructose-6-phosphate transaminase (isomerizing)
Exons: 5
Coding region: 1-2106 (701 amino acids)
Biological process (GO): fructose 6-phosphate metabolic process; protein N-linked glycosylation; UDP-N-acetylglucosamine metabolic process
Molecular function (GO): carbohydrate derivative binding; L-glutamine:D-fructose-6-phosphate transaminase (isomerizing) activity
Source: RefSeq, a predicted model, not a curated record
AUGUGUGGCAUCUUUGGCUACAUCAACUACCUCGUAGAGAAGGACCGCAAGUUCAUCCUUGACACGCUGCUUAAUGGCCUGUCCCGACUAGAAUACCGAGGUUACGAUUCUGCCGGUCUCGCCAUCGACGGUGACAAGAGAAAUGAAGUGUUUGCUUUCAAAGAGGUGGGCAAAGUUGCCAAACUCCGAGAGUUGGUGGCAGAGUCCGGUGUCGACAUGACCGAAAUCUUUGACUCCCAUGCUGGUAUUGCACACACCCGUUGGGCCACCCACGGCCAGCCGUCAACAAAAAAUUGUCAUCCCAUCAGAUCUGACCCCAAAUGGGAGUUCGCUGUGGUCCACAACGGUAUCAUUACGAACUACAAAGAACUCAAGGCUCUGCUCGAGGGCAAGGGCUUCACAUUCGAAACCGAGACCGACACCGAGUGCAUCGCCAAGCUAGCCAAGUUCCUCUACGAUUCUCAUCCUGACAUCGAUUUCACCACUCUCGGAAAGGCCGUCAUAAAGGAACUCCAAGGUGCUUUCGGUAUGCUCAUGAAAUCCGUCCACUUUCCCUCCGAAGUCAUUGCGGCUCGAAAAGGUUCUCCGUUGGUUGUUGGUGUGAAGACACAGAAGAAGCUGAAGGUAGAUUUCGUGGACGUCGAGUACGAGGGAGAUGGCGGUGCACUUCCUGCGGAGAGAGCGAACCACAAUGUGGCAUUGAAGAAGAAGGCUCCUGGCCUCCUGACUCCUGGUGGACACUUGGCCCCCCCAGACAAGUCUCUUCUCCACAGAUCGCAGUCUCGUGCCUUCUUGUCUGACGAUGGUAUGCCACAACCUGCCGAGUUCUUCCUGUCCUCCGACGCCUCAGCCCUAGUCGAACACACAAAGAAGGUUCUUUAUCUCGAGGAUGACGACAUUGCUCACAUUCACGAUGGCCAGCUCAACAUCCACCGGUUGAACAAGGACGAUGGCACCAGUAACGUCCGUGCCAUUCAGACAAUUGAGCUCGAGCUGCAAGAAAUCAUGAAGGGAAAGUUUGAGCAUUUCAUGCAGAAGGAAAUCUUCGAGCAACCAGAGUCUGUGGUCAACACCAUGCGUGGUCGUCUGGACGUUGCCAACAAGACUGUUACUCUAGGAGGUCUCAGACAGUACAUCAGUACCAUCCGGCGAUGCAGAAGAAUCAUCUUUAUUGCUUGCGGUACGAGCUACCACUCGUGUAUGGCUGUCAGAGGUGUUUUCGAAGAACUUACCGAAAUCCCCAUUGCUGUCGAGUUGGCUUCGGACUUCCUUGACAGACAAGCGCCGGUCUUUCGAGACGAUACCUGCGUAUUCGUCUCUCAGUCUGGCGAGACGGCGGACUCCUUGAUGGCUCUGCGAUACUGCUUGGAACGUGGUGCAUUGACUGUCGGUAUCGUCAACGUUGUCGGCUCCUCCAUCUCCAUGCUCACUCACUGUGGCGUGCAUAUCAAUGCGGGUCCCGAAAUUGGUGUUGCCUCCACAAAAGCCUACACAUCCCAGUUCGUCGCCAUGGUCAUGUUUGCCCUGUCGCUUGGUGAAGAUCGAGCGUCCAAGGCCCAGCGCCGGGCCGAAAUCAUCGAAGGUUUGGGCAAGGUCAGCGAGCAGAUCCGUGAGAUCCUCCAACUCAACGACUCGAUCAAGGAGAUGUGUGCCAAAUUCCUCCAGAAGCAGAAGUCUCUCCUUCUGCUCGGCCGUGGCAGUCAGCAUGCGACUGCUCUUGAAGGUGCAUUGAAGAUCAAGGAAAUUUCGUACUUGCAUUGCGAAGCAGUCAUGUCAGGUGAACUCAAGCAUGGCGUUCUGGCUCUUGUCGAUGAAAACUUGCCUAUCAUCAUGAUUCUCACUCGCGAUGACAUUUUUGCCAAGUCCCUGAACGCAUAUCAACAAGUCAUCGCCCGUAAUGGACGCCCAAUUGUCAUUUGCAACAAGGAUGAUCCUGAAUUCCCACCAGAUAAGACCGAACGUAUCCAGGUGCCUAAGACCGUUGACUGCUUGCAAGGUCUCCUGAACGUCAUUCCGCUGCAGUUGAUCGCCUACUGGCUGGCGGUCGCAGAGGGACUGAACGUCGACUUCCCACGAAACUUGGCCAAGUCUGUCACUGUCGAGUAA